AUGUCAAAAGACCUCUGGCUUCCCAAGGCGGAGUUGGAGAAGAAUCCUGAGUAUAUUCAGUGUCGCGAGUACAUGGCUCGACAUCGCAUAUCAGAGCUUCUUCACGAUCUCUUGGCCUCAGUGGCCUUCCAUAAGCCAGAGGGAGGCAGGGAAGGAGUCAUGUCCUUCAUGGCUCAGCAAUUGAAACGCCGCGGUACAGAGGGAGCAGAAGCUGGUGGCCUGUUCGAUAUGAAGGAGAUCGAGUCGGUCUUUCACAUGGCUGAUCUACUCAAGCAGGGCACCAUCACUCGAGAGCAGUGUCGAUCAGCCUUGAAGGCUCUGGCGUGUUCGGCCAGGCAAGAAGAGAUGAUUGAUGGCGUUCCUGGGGAUAAGUCCACAAGCUUGGAGAUUCCGCUGAAGGUCGACUUGUCUACUUUCGUGGAGCUAGCCAGGAAGGCGUUCAGCUUACGGGUUGAGGAUAUAGCCGUGUCGGGAUGA
This is a messenger RNA of Perkinsus marinus ATCC 50983, 477 nucleotides long. RefSeq lists its product as hypothetical. Gene Ontology annotation, molecular function: calcium ion binding. Bases 1 to 477 code for a protein of 158 amino acids. The record is from RefSeq and is a predicted model, not a curated record. Lineage: Eukaryota; Perkinsozoa; Perkinsida; Perkinsidae. The transcript has 4 exons.